AUGAUGCACAAACCGACAGCAUACACGAAAUUUUCUUUCCUUUUUACCCUCCUAUUUCGAAUUUUGCCCAGCGCAGCACUCAGAAUCCCCGGAGCCAUUAUUAGGGCCUUACUGCAAAAGUUGCCUCUUGGGCCAUCCGCAUGGAAUGGUUUCGUCGGAGCUUUAAUGGACAGCACUCCCCCACACGAGCUUCAAGCCAUUCUGCCAUCCACGAUUGACACCUACAACAGAUGGGUGGCGUCUAAUGGGGCUACUCGUGCAGUAGACUUUUUGGCUGCUGACAAUUCAACUCGGCUACUGUGGAUUGGUCCAAGGAAGGCGAAGAAUGUAGUCCUCUUUUUCCACGGUGGUGGCUAUGUGAUGCCCCUUUCCACAGGACAUUUGGACUGGAUGGCACACGUGAAGAAGGAGGCUCUCGAUGCUGGGGUUCAGCUCAGUGUGUGUAUUCUAGAAUACGACUUGAUCCCCGCCAAUCCGUAUCCAAGGCAAAUGUCGCAAAGCAUUUUUGCCUUGGAGCAUCUCGUGGACUUGGGUUAUGAACCGUCCGAGAUUGUUUUCGGAGGUGACUCUGCAGGUGGACACCUGUCACUAAGUCUCAUGGCCCAUCUCCAUCAUCCUCGGCCCACAAACCACGGAACGAAAAAUAUUGUUGAUCUGCAUGGCACUGUACGAGGGUGCUUCCUUGUGUCUCCCCUGACAUCGUUCGAUUUCAAAACUGCCGCGUAUCAAAGAAGGUUCAAUGCCGAUAUUUUAAGCAGGUGGGUUGUGCAUAAAUGGGGGGACUAUCUUGUGGGAAACUCUCCCUGGCUAGAAGAGAUUUCCGAAGGGAAUGGCUGGGGAAUGGCACUGGAUGUGCCGGAGAGCUGGUGGCUGAAUUUUAGGGCCGUCGAUCGUAUUCUAUUAACAGGUGGUUAUGAAGAGGUUUUCAGUGAUCACAUACAGCAGCUGGGAAAUAUGCUCGAAAGACAAAGCCAAGGGGUUGUGACGCUCCAUAUGGGCAACGAAACCCACGAUAGACCGUUGAUGGAUUUCAUGUCAGGCAGGCAGCCGAGUGAAACGACCAAGACUAUUACAAGCUUUGUGAUAUCUUGCUUCAAAGGAUAAAUCCCACAGUUUUGGUAGAUAGAGCAUUUGAAUAUUGAGAUAGACUGAUAAUUCGGCUACGC
Messenger RNA from Aspergillus caelatus, 1166 nucleotides. RefSeq names its product alpha/beta hydrolase. NCBI's taxonomy places the organism in Eukaryota, Fungi, Ascomycota, Eurotiomycetes, Eurotiales, Aspergillaceae. The record is from RefSeq and is a predicted model, not a curated record. Gene Ontology annotation, molecular function: hydrolase activity. The transcript has 4 exons. Bases 1 to 1104 code for a protein of 367 amino acids.